Messenger RNA from Hibiscus syriacus, 1609 nucleotides. Its product is annotated as probable serine/threonine-protein kinase PBL23. Gene Ontology annotation, biological process: protein phosphorylation. The transcript is spliced from 6 exons. NCBI's taxonomy places the organism in Eukaryota, Viridiplantae, Streptophyta, Magnoliopsida, Malvales, Malvaceae. The coding region runs from base 195 to 1364 and encodes 389 amino acids. The record is from RefSeq and is a predicted model, not a curated record. Gene Ontology annotation, molecular function: ATP binding; protein kinase activity.
AAGGACUAAAAAGUAAAGUCUCUUUGCGUGCGCGCCAGUCAGAGAAGAAGAAAACAGUAAACUCGCUGAGUCUGACACAGCCUGAAGAAAGGCAAGAGAAAGGAGCUCUCCAAGUUCAAACAAAAUCGGGCAUUUGUCUUAAAGUCGGUGGCAAGCUAGCUAGGGUUCCGAAAGGAAAGAGGAAAAGCAAAAAAAUGGAGAAAGGAGGGGAAGAGCAUGGGUAUUCAUAUUCGUAUUACAGGAGACAAGAGCGCAUUGCAUUGGUAGUCAUUAUAGUGCUUGCUUCAGUGGCUGUUGCUUCGCUUUUAGUGGCUUUUAGCUACUAUUGUUAUAUUCGUAACAAGGUCCUCUCUAAGCGCUCCAAAUCCUACUCUACUAGGAUUGGUUCGAAGGACAAAGCUUGCAAUGCCGAUCUUGAAGUUGCUAUGGAUGAAGGGCUUCAUGUCUUUACUUUUAAGCAGUUACAUUCGGCUACUGGUGGUUUCAGCAAGUCUAAUGUGGUUGGCCAUGGUGGAUUCGGGUCUGUAUACAGGGGAGUGCUUAGUAAUGGCAGGAAAGUUGCUGUGAAAUUGAUGGAUCAGGAAGGAAAGCAAGGGGAAGAAGAAUUUGAAAUGGAGGUGGAACUGCUGAGACGGCUACGUUCUCCAUAUUUGCUGGCUUUGAUUGGUUAUUGCUCGGAUAGCAGUCGUAAAUUGCUUGUUUAUGAGUUUAUGGCGAAUGGUGGUCUGCAGGAACAUCUGUAUCCCAUUAGUGGUUCUGACAAUAUGAACUUUAAUCUGGACUGGGAAACCAGGUUGAGAAUAGCACUGGAAGCUGCUAAGGGAUUGGAAUAUCUCCAUGAACAUGUUAGCCCUCCAGUGAUUCACAGAGAUUUUAAGAGCAGUAACAUACUUUUGGACAAAAAUUUUCAUGCCAAAGUUUCUGAUUUUGGAUUAGCCAAGCUUGGAUCAGACAAAGCUGGUGGACAUGUUUCAACUCGAGUAUUGGGCACCCAGGGAUAUGUUGCUCCUGAAUAUGCUUUAACUGGACAUCUAACUACAAAAUCAGAUGUGUAUAGUUAUGGUGUUGUUCUUUUGGAGUUGCUUACAGGACGAGUACCGGUUGAUUUGAAGAGACCUCCUGGGGAAGCUGUUCUUGUAUCAUGGGCUUUACCUCAGUUAACAGAUAGGGAAAAGGUUGUCGGGAUAAUGGAUCCAGCACUGGAAGGUCAAUACUCGAUGAAAGAUGUUAUUCAGGUUGCAGCCAUUGCUGCAAUGUGUGUGCAACCAGAAGCUGACUACAGACCAUUAAUGGCAGAUGUUGUGCAGUCACUGGUUCCACUGGUGAAAACUCACCGAUCAGCAACCAAGGUUGGUAGCAGCUGAAGCUUCCAUUACCGCAAAGUUUCCUUCAUCACGAGAUCCAUUCACCGGAAAGUAGGUUUAUCGAGAAUAAUCAAAACCAAAAUGCCAAUGGCGGUAGCUGAACUUAGGGUUAUUGCUCUCGGACAACUGCUUAGAGAUGAAAAGGUGUAGACUGCUAGAAUAUUAUUAGGUCUAAUGGGUAGAAAGCCCCUAACAAAGAUGUGUACUACGUGUUUGAUCAACAAUAUUCAAUCAAUAUUAUUAAU